GAAGGUGUCGCUCUCGCUAGCAAUUCGCAGUGCAGUUAGUAGGGUGCAGUGACCAAAUGCAUGUAUUGAAUAUCAUAUGAAUAAUUUCCAAAAACUCUUUCCUUCGUGCUCAUGGGUAAAUAAACAACCGUCUUUAAUCCAGCCUGAAGAAGCUAAAGGUAACCAGAUGUUUCAGCCAACAUGAAUGGCAGCUCGACGAACUCAGUCAUUUCCACUCCAUGCUCUUACCUUCUGCCGGUUGACGAAGACAGACAGAGCCUCCAAGGCUACUUUAUCGCUUCCAUCGUUAUCAUGUCAGUCAUCACGAUUCCGACCAUCUUUUUGAAUGGUCUAGUGCUGGUCGGUAUAUGGAGGUCACCGCCGCUUCAUACGCCUUCUAAUGUCCUUAUUUGUGGCUUGGCUGCGUCGGAUUUAGGUGCCGGCGUUUCAGUAAUGCCUAUGUUUAUUGCCACAUCAGUGGCAUAUUCCGAAGGUAUUCUUGACAUCUGGUGUAAGGUUCAGACGCUUUCAAAUUUGAUAACUCCUUUCUUCGCGGGAGUUUCCUUCGUUACCAUCACGUUAAUCAGCGUUGAUCGAAUGAUCGCGUUGAAAUUUCAUUUACGAUAUGCUUCAGUCGUGACUAUCAGUCGCUGUCUGGGAUCUCUCGUCUGUCUGUGGAUUGCAGGGCUGGUUAUAUGUUCAUCGCACUUGUGGUACGUAAAAUUUCUCCACUGGGCCACCGUUUUCAUAUUCAGCUUAUGCCUAGGGCUGUGUACUUUUAAUAAUGCUACAAUCCUUUUGAUUCUUCGCUACCAUCGAGUAGAAAUCAAACGCCUUCAAACGCAAAUUGAAGCAAAUCAAGAUCCAAAGGAUAAUCUUAACACGCGAACGAACAUUGCGCAGAGAAGAAAAUCGUCCAGCAAUAUGCUUUGGGUGUAUGGAUUGUUUAUCGCUUGUUACGCGCCGUUCUUGGUCGUAAGGAUAUUCAAAAACCUCACCACCGGACACACCAAAGCAACUUUUAUCGCAUUUACUUUUACUUACUUUCUUGUAUUCUGUAAUUCUUUUUUGAAUCCGAUUUUAUACUGCAUGAAAAUGCGCCCUGUGCGCAGAUCUAUAUUAGCCUUACUGCCUGACCCCUUAAGAAGAUGCCUCGCGAAACAUAAAGUGGAGCCGAAUAAUGACAUUUUAAAGGUGUUUGGCCAUUAG
Molecule: messenger RNA, 1188 nt
Organism: Actinia tenebrosa (Australian red waratah sea anemone)
Lineage: Eukaryota; Metazoa; Cnidaria; Anthozoa; Actiniaria; Actiniidae
Product: melanocyte-stimulating hormone receptor-like
Biological process (GO): G protein-coupled receptor signaling pathway
Cellular component (GO): membrane
Molecular function (GO): G protein-coupled receptor activity
Source: RefSeq, a predicted model, not a curated record